CCAUCCUUUCUCCUACCUCCCUUCCCCGGCCUAGACGAUGCCGUGGUGGAGACAGCGGAGGAGGCCACAGAGCCCGCCGAGGCGGACAUCACGGGGCUGUGCCAGGACAUGUUCUCCAAAGUGGCCAUGUACCUGAUGGGCGAGCUCACAGCUACCAGUGAAGACUAUAAACUUCUGGAAAAUAUGAACAAACUGACUAGCUUGAAGUAUCUAGAAAUGAAAGAUAUUGCAGUAAACAUAAGUAGAAACCUAAAGGACUUAAACCAGAAAUAUGCAGCACUUCAGCCUUAUCUGGAUCAGAUCACUCUAAUUGAGGAGCAAGUAGCAGCUCUUGAGCAGGCAGCUUACAAAUUGGAUGCAUAUUCAAAGAAACUAGAAGCAAAGUACAAGAAGUUAGAGAGGCGAUGAAAGAAUUCUUCAGCUCAGACUUUUAACUACAAGAAUAUUUUAUAAGAGCUGAAAUAAGUGGGAUGGAACUUAUCACUAUGCUUCAAUUCCUAAA
This is a messenger RNA of Trichosurus vulpecula (common brushtail), 502 nucleotides long. Its product is annotated as biogenesis of lysosome-related organelles complex 1 subunit 2-like. Gene Ontology annotation, biological process: lysosome localization; endosomal transport. The coding region runs from base 109 to 408 and encodes 99 amino acids. The record is from RefSeq and is a predicted model, not a curated record. Gene Ontology annotation, cellular component: BLOC-1 complex; gamma-tubulin complex; BORC complex. Gene Ontology annotation, molecular function: gamma-tubulin binding. NCBI's taxonomy places the organism in Eukaryota, Metazoa, Chordata, Mammalia, Diprotodontia, Phalangeridae. The transcript has a single exon.